AUGACCCUGACUGAAAAACUGCGCGAGAGGAUAUCGCGGGCGUUCUACAACCACGGGCUGUUGUGCGCUUCCUACCCUAUCCCCAUCAUCCUCUUUACUGGAGUCUGUAUUCUGGCCUGCUGUUACCCGCUGCUGAAGCUGCCGCUGCCUGGAACAGGACCUGUGGAGUACAGCACCCCCGUGAAGGAUUACUCUCCACCCUCUCCAGACACGGGUCUGCAGCAAGGGGAUCUCAGCGAGCGUCCCGACUGGUAUGUUGGUGCUCCUGUGGCCUACAUUCAGCAGAUCUUUGUGAAAGCUACCGUCUCCCCAUGGCAGAAGAACUUCCUUGCUGUUGAUGUAUUUCGUUCACCACUGUCCCGCGUCUUCCAGCUAGUGGAGGAGAUUAGAAACCAUGCCCUGAGAGACAGUUCUGGUGUCAAAAGCUUGGAGGAAGUUUGCCUUCAGGUAACAGAUCUUCUGCCUGGCCUCAAGAAGCUGCGGAAUCUGCUCCCCGAACAUGGCUGUCUGUUACUGUCUCCAGGGAACUUCUGGCAGAACGACCGUGAGCGAUUCAAUGCUGACCCAGAUAUCAUCAAAACCGUCCACCAGCAUGAGCCAAAGACAUUACAAACAUCAGCUACUCUUAAAGAUCUGUUGUUUGGACUGCCUGGGAAGUACAGCGGGGUGAACCUCUAUAAUAGGAAGCGAGUGGUAUCAUACACUGUCACACUGGGUCUCCAGCGAUAUGAUUCCAGGUUCCUCAGCAGCCUCCGCUCUCGCCUCAAGCUGCUGCAUCCCAGCCCUAACUGCACGCUGCGAGAGGAGAACAUCAUUCAUGUCCACUUCAAGGAAGAGAUUGGCAUUGCUGAGCUGAUACCCCUCGUCACCACUUACAUUAUACUCUUCGCUUACAUCUACUUCUCCACACGGAAGAUUGACAUGGUGAAAUCGAAAUGGGGCCUGGCACUGGCAGCGGUCGUGACGGUGCUCAGCUCUCUGCUCAUGUCCGUUGGGCUGUGCACGCUGUUUGGUUUGACACCUACUCUUAAUGGAGGAGAAAUAUUUCCAUACUUGGUUGUAGUGAUUGGCCUAGAGAACGUGUUGGUUCUCACCAAGUCAGUUGUCUCUACGCCCGUUGACCUGGAAGUGAAGCUACGCAUUGCCCAAGGCCUGAGCAGUGAGAGCUGGUCGAUUAUGAAGAAUAUGGCGACAGAGCUUGGGAUCAUCUUGAUCGGGUAUUUCACCCUUGUCCCAGCCAUCCAGGAGUUCUGCCUCUUUGCUGUGGUCGGCCUCGUGUCUGACUUCUUUCUGCAGAUGUUUUUCUUCACUACCGUGCUGUCCAUUGACAUUCGCCGUAUGGAGCUCGCUGAUCUGAACAAACGGUUGCCAGCAGAAGCCUGCAUGCCCCCAGCGAAGCCUGUCAGCCGCUCUCAGCGCUAUGAACGCCAGCCAGCUAUGCGACCUGCCACCCCACACACCAUCACCCUGCAGCCAUCGUCUUUCAGGAAUCUGCGCCUGCCAAAGAGGCUGCGGGUGAUCUACUUCUUUGCCAGGACGCGGCUGGCCCAGAGACUCAUCAUGGCUGGGACGGUGAUCUGGAUUGGAAUCCUGGUUUACACGGAUCCUGCUGGUCUCCGCACCUACCUCACGUCACAGGUCACUGAACAAAGUCCUUUGGGUGAAGCAGGUCUGCCUCCUAUGCCUGUUCCUGGAGGGGUCCUCCCUGCUGGGGACCCCAAGAUUGAUCUCUCAGUCUUCCCAUCGGACCCUAUACAGCUGUCAGAAAACCAGACGCAGCAGCGUGAGCAGAAGUCAGGGCUGGAGUCCCUGAGCAGGCUGGAGACAAACCAGCACACCUGGGCCCACGGACCAGAGGGCAAAGGGAAUGGACAGACAGAGCUUGGAGCUGAAGCAGAGGUUACCUGGGGAGCAGAGGAUGAGGAGAUUUGGAGGAAGCUUUCCUUCAGACACUGGCCAUCCCUCUUCAGCUACUACAAUAUCACUCUGGCCAAAAGAUACAUCAGCAUCCUUCCAGCAAUCCCUGUCACGCUGUACCUGAACCCACAAGAGGCCUUAGAAGUGCGGCAUCCCCAGGAGGCUAACCGCUACCACCCCUUCUUAUCCUCAAGCAGUGGGAAGCUGGAUGCUGAAGCUCAGCCUGACCAAGCCUCAUCCAAGCUGCAGGGGCACCAGGAUGUCACUCUUUACAAAGUGGCUGCUCUGGGUCUGGCCUCGGGCAUUAUCCUGGUCCUCCUGCUCUUCUGCCUGUACAGGGUGUUCUGCCCCAAGAACUAUGGGCAGAACGGGCUCUCUCACAGCAGGAGGAAGAGAGGGGACCUGCCCUGUGAUGAUUAUGGCUACUCCCCACCUGAGACUGAGAUUGUCCCCUUGGUUCUCAGGGGUCACCUCAUGGACAUCGAAUGUCUGGCUAGUGAUGGGAUGCUGCUCGUCAGCUGCUGCCUGGUGGGCCAGAUCCGUGUGUGGGAUGCUCAGACUGGCGACUGCCUCACCGUUAUUCCCAAACCGAGGUUGCGAAGAGACAGCAGUGGCAUCUUUGAUUACCAGGAAGGCUGGGAUCAUAGUCCGGAUGGCAAGAAUGGUCUGGACGACUCUUUUGAGAACAGUCACCAGCUCAAAAGGAUGCUCAGCCCUCCCCAGCCUCCGCUUUUCUGCGACCAGCCAGACCUCACGUCUCUCAUUGACACAAACUUCUCUGAGCAGGUGAAGGUGGCCGAGUCGGAGACGCGGCUCCGUGCUGUGGGCAGUCGCCAGAAGGAGACCGGGUACGACUUCAGCAGCCUGGUUGGUAAAGUGUAUGAAGAGCACAGCACCUCCAACUGCAUGAACUUCGCUGGCCUCUCGGCCCCGCACGGACAGGCUGGCUUCUGCGCGGGGAGCGGCAGUCCCCGCUCCCUGGGCUGCGGGACCGAGGAGGCAGGCUGCAGCAGCCGGCGAAGGAGCCUGGGGGACGAAUCUUUUACGGGAUUUGACAAAUCGUCACCGCUUCCUUCCUGGGGAGGAGACUGGGAGAGCUCUGUCUGGAGCCUGGACCUGCAAGGGAACCUGAUUGUGGCUGGCCGGAGUAACGGGAAGCUGGAGGUUUGGGAUGCUAUCGAGGGGACCCUCCGUAGCAGUAAUGACGAAGGUCAAUCUGGCAUCACAGCGCUUGUCUUCCUGAACAACAGGAUCGUCGCUGCCCGGUUGAAUGGCUCUUUAGAUUUCUUUUCACUAGAGACGCACACGUCCUUGAACCACCUGCAGUUCCGAGGAGCCCCGAGCAGAAGCAGCAUCCCCUCCUCCCCCGUGUUCAGCAGCAGCGACAUCAUCGUGUGUCAGCUCACCCACACCGUGUCCUGCGCCCACCAGAAGCCGAUCACGGCGCUGAAGGCUGCGGCUGGACGGCUGGUCACUGGGAGCCAGGACCACACUCUGAGAGUGUUUCGGCUGGAAGACUCGUGCUGUUUGUUCACACUGCAGGGUCACUCAGGAGCAAUCACAGCUGUGUACAUUGAUCAGACGAUGGUGCUAGCGAGCGGAGGCCAGGACGGUGCCAUCUGCCUUUGGGAUGUGCUGACGGGGAGCAAGGUCAGCCACAUGUACGCCCACCGAGGGGACGUCACGUCCCUCACCUGCACAACGUCCUGCGUCAUCAGCAGCGGCUUGGAUGACGUGAUCAGCAUCUGGGACCGCAGCUCGGGGAUCAAGCUCUAUUCUAUCCAGCAGGAGAUGGGCUGCGGCGCCAGCCUGGGCGUGAUCUCCGACAACCUGCUGGUGACAGGAGGCCAGGGCUGCGUCUCCUUCUGGGACAUCGGCUACGGCGACCUGCUCCAGACC
Fulmarus glacialis (Northern fulmar) is the source of this 3816-nucleotide messenger RNA. RefSeq names its product SREBF chaperone (gene SCAP). Gene Ontology annotation, biological process: SREBP signaling pathway. NCBI's taxonomy places the organism in Eukaryota, Metazoa, Chordata, Aves, Procellariiformes, Procellariidae. Gene Ontology annotation, molecular function: protein binding; sterol binding. The transcript has 22 exons. The annotation marks the transcript as partial. The record is from RefSeq and is a predicted model, not a curated record. Gene Ontology annotation, cellular component: Golgi membrane; endoplasmic reticulum membrane.